AAGUAUUUUCUCGUCACAGCGGUUUUUUCUCGUAUUUUUUUCUCACAAGUGAGCAGUCAUCUGAUCAAUUUCUUUUUACUCGUACAUCUUCACAUGUUCUCUAAACCGCUGCGCAUGAGCACGACUGGCCAGUCGUCUUGAGGUAGCCUUUUCGACACCACGUUCUUUUUCGUCUUUCCAACAGACAUUUAUCAAAUUUUUUUUCUCACCAGCAUGGCUGAGAACGCAUCUGCUCCCGCUUCAGCUUCGUCCGCCACGCCAGACUGGGCAACGAACCUGACACAACUAAUUACUUGUCAAAGAGCAGCAUGCUCUAGCAGAGAAGUCUGUCUCUGAAAUGGAGGCAUGCAAGAAGCAACUGGAAACUGCCACUGCGGAGUUGCAUCGCCUCAAAGCAAAGCAAACAACUACUUACUCCUUUCGUAAGGAGAGCUGCAAGGAGCAUCACGACUUUGUGGACCAGGUGGAGGCGAAGCUGGAGGACGCGGCCCGGACCAUCCCGGAUGGACCUGCCAAAACCGCCAUCAUGGAAGCCCCACAACACAUCCCGGGUUGGACGGCACUGGAGCAACUAGCGAAGGAGGACAGCGCUAUCGGCAAGCUGAUGCACCUUCUGCCGAAAGUGAUGCUGUGCGGGCACGCACCCUCGACCGUUCAGACGUACGCCAGAGGCUUCAAUCGCUGGCAUGCGUUCGCAUCAUCAGCCUCCCUCACCGCAUUUCCCGCCGACGGUCUUCACGUUGGCCUCUACCUUGUCCACCUACUGCUGUCAUCCUCAUCACCGGCACCCGUUGCCACCGCUGUUGCAAGCAUCUCAUGGGUGCACCAGAAAGCAACGCUCCCAGACCCCACCCGACACGCAUGUGUCGCUCAGUGCCAUCGGGCUGUGCAGAGAUUGCUUGCGCGCCCUGUCAAGCCGAAGAAGGCACUCGUGUCCACGGAAGUGCAGCGCAUCAUCGAGCACUACUCCGACUCGUCCACUUCCCUGGAUGACCUGCAGACAAUCACCCUCAUUGUCUUGGGCUUCUCCGCAAUGCUGCGAUGGGACGAGCUGCACCGCCUGACGCCUUCCGACACCAGUUUUACAGACACCCACAUGGUGAUCUCGCUGCAGAAAAGGAAGAACGACCAGUUUCGCAAAGGCCACCAGGUGUAUAUUGCCAGAUCUGGGCUAACCACCUGUCCCGUCGAGCUGGUGCAGCGCUUCCUCACCGCUGGCAAGCAUCUGCCCCACCAGCCUCUAUUCUGUCGCUUGGGCAGCUGCCGCAAGCAGGCCAUACUAAGGCCUAUCGCCAUCAGCUACUCGUGCGCCCUGGAGAAGGUGCGAAAAUGCCUGGCCAUCGUCGGCCUUGACCCCAAGGAGUACGGCCUUCACAGUAUGCGCUCUGGAGCCGCUUCUACUGCUGCCAGUGCUGGGACCGCUGACAGACUAAUCAAGCGACAUGGUGGUUGGAAGUCGGACUCCUCCAAGAAUAGGUAUAUAGAGGAGUCGCUUCCCCAGCUCCUCCAGUUGUCUCAAUCUCUUGGCCUAUGACGUUGCUUAGUAGCGGAGGCCGAACACGGCGUUAGCUUGUCUAUACCAUACUCGUACAGAUAUGCGCAUAUAUAGCUGAAUUCGCGUUGUCCUCUGUCCACUUCUUCCACUGCUCUGUCCCUACUAUGCGUUGUCUAGCAGUCACACUUCUGGCCCUCCUAACCGCAAUACAAAUGUGCUGUUGUUUGGUGUGUAGCGAGUGUGGCUUAUCGCUGUGCGAGAAUGGUAUCUUCUCGACGGCAGAGCGCAGCGACAGAGGCGAGAAGUAUUUUCUCGUCACAGCGGUUUUUUCUCGUAUUUUUUUCUCACAAGUGAGCAGUCAUCUGAUCAAUUUCUUUUUACUCGUACAUCUUCACAUGUUCUCUAAACCGCUGCGCAUGAGCACGACUGGCCAGUCGUCUUGAGGUACCCACCCUCCCUCCCUGCUUUUUGUACUUGUCAGAUUAGCCACUUGGGGUUUUACACCCGGUUUUUUCCCUCAAAAAAAUAAUGCGUCCGUCGGCGCGAGGGUUUUUUCCCGGCUGGCUCGGCCCAGACAAAUUAAUCUGACGGUCCCAAGUGGUGCUUCUGGUUUUCGGUCAUUGCUCUCUCAGUUGCUGCCAUUGCGUUGCUUUCACAGAAUAUCCAUGUGCUCUGUCCCUUCUUCCGCUAUUCUACAAUUCCGCAUCCUUCCAUGUAAAAGAACGUGGUGUCACACUUCUGGCCCUCCUAACCGCAAUACAAAUGUGCUGUUGUUUGGUGUGUAGCGAGUGUGGCUUAUCGCUGUGCGAGAAUGGCAGGCGUUUUGUUCUCCUUGCUGGCAGGCCGU
Sycon ciliatum is the source of this 2342-nucleotide messenger RNA. RefSeq names its product integrase/recombinase xerD homolog. Gene Ontology annotation, molecular function: DNA binding. Lineage: Eukaryota; Metazoa; Porifera; Calcarea; Leucosolenida; Sycettidae. The transcript is spliced from 2 exons. Gene Ontology annotation, biological process: DNA integration; DNA recombination. The coding region runs from base 338 to 1534 and encodes 398 amino acids. The record is from RefSeq and is a predicted model, not a curated record.